AUGGAAAAUAAUGGUAUGGUUUUAGAAGAAUUGGAACAAAAUGAAGAUAUUUUGGAAUCUACUCAAUCAAAUCAUAAUCUUGAAAUUGGCUUAAUAGUUGAUUUAUCACAUGUAAAUUUUAGUGAAAAGGGUAAUAUCGAAGAAUUUCCUCGUGCAAUACAAGGAAGUG
Molecule: messenger RNA, 169 nt
Organism: Dentiscutata erythropus
Lineage: Eukaryota; Fungi; Glomeromycota; Glomeromycetes; Diversisporales; Gigasporaceae
Source: the annotation of a GenBank genome assembly